GCAACAGAAAUCGUUUUGUUAUGUGCAUCGACGCCGUCCCGUGGGCCUUUGUUCGCGUCGUUCGGUCGACGGGCAACGUGCACGUACCCACGAUCCCCGCCGGCCUUUGCGAAACGUCCGACGAAUACGUUACUAAAAUUAUCCCGCACUCAUAUGACUGUGUGGUGCACGUGAUUUUGUGUUCAUGCUAUUGUUUCUUGACAGCCGCGACGACACUUUGCCUGUUUUCUUCGCAAGAGGGAAUGAUGAUCCAGUCGGCAUGUUAUGGGCCUAAUAAACAAAUUGUUUCGCGACAAUAAUUCUAACAAUAAACACCCAGACGUCAGUAUUGACUUUUCGGAGGAUAACAUCCGAGUCCUCCUGUUUAGAGAGUGCGAAUUCAACGGACGCAAAGUCCUGUUCGACACCGUCAAAAGACCCAGCAAAAAUGAGGAACAGAAAACCCAACCAACGACUCAAAAACCGGACACCCAACCUUUGCCACACAGCCAACUGGCCGAAAUGGUAUUCGGAUCGGUAGCGAUGGGCUUCAGCAGCUGUUGCUUCAAAAUCCACCUGCUGCAGCCAAAAAAUUUAAUGUUAACCCAAAUAUUUCCUAGCCCACGCCAUCGCGAGAAAGUUAGGGAGUCGUUUUCGAGCACCUCCAGCCAAUGUUUGGAGCAGAGCACUGUUUUUGAGGACUCAGCUACGAGCAGUACAAAUUCCAGCGCCAGCGACCAGCUUUCCACUUACAGCUCAGCAUCAGAUCAAAUACUCGGUGAUUCGUUAAGUUCAUUAUCCUCCGGAAACGUGUACAAGAAGUGGUUGCGCAGCAACAACUGCCUAAACUUCGGCUCCGGAUCGUUCGGGUCGGUCAAGGAGGGCGCCUCCACUUCCAGCCACCACCGCUCCAGCAAAUUGGGCUUUGUGCUUAUCAUCGAUAUCCCAGAGAAAAACCAAACAUCCUUCAUGGAGUUCCACAUGGAGCACAUAAGCCUGUUCGAGUCACUCAUGCACCGUGCCAGGCGGCUCAUAGAAAUCGCCUACACUAAGCCGCACACCUUCGAGUCCUCAAUGGAGGAGGUGGCACGUCUGACGAAGCGAGGCGUCCGUAGUCUAGUCACCAGCCCCAAUCUUGCCCCCAGUCUGAUUCGGAAGAGGGCUCUUCAAAGCAACUGUGAUACAUAUAGCGAUGCAUUUAAACGUGUACUUAGGCUUACGUUAAAUAGAGAUAGGUUAUUCACGAGGCUGACGGGAGAGAGUGUUGGUGAGCGGACGUUGCACUUUGGCAAUUUUCUGAACGAGUUUUGCACCCUCAUGGAAGUCGCGGACAACAAAAAUACCAGUUUUUUCAUGAGCAGUUUAAUAACGGCAGUUUUGACGCACCAUUUGGGUUGGGUACGCUCCUCGUUGGGUGCACCCACUGAGGACGACGUGGUUUACAACGCCCUUUGGUGCCAGUUGCUCAAUUUGUACGGUGCCAUUGGACAUCCGUCGAAAAUGUCUCAGACUAUAGUGACGGGCAACUGCGAGGACACGAUGGCGAAAGUGCUUCGUUGCGUCGCCUUCUUCAUCAAAUGCUGUGAUAUCAACAAGAAUGAACACAACCGGUGCAACGUGGAAGAGGAAAAGGAAAUUGCCAAGGAAGUCUAUGAGAUAUAUUAUAAGAAGAAAGAUGUACACAAGAGUCUGGAUAAUAUUAAUAACAAUUACAUCGUGAAUGAAAUGAAACGUAAAUCAGAUGUGACAUUCCAAAAACGGGAAGAAAAGAGUAGUUUAUUAGAGUUACCGAAUACUAAACGUCUAACGAGAACUAAGUCUUUCGCCAAUAAUCUUAAUGUAUUUCAACAGUCGGUUGAAGGCAACAAUAACAAAUGUUGCGUUACAUUAACAGAGUGUGAUUUCGAUAGGUUUAAUAAUAACGACGACAUUGCAAUUAAAAAUAACGAAAUAGUGUCAAAAAGCAAUAACGACAAUGUGGUGUUCGUUUUGGGGGAGAAUGAAACUUUAGUGGGUAUUAAUAGGUUUCCUAAUGAAGAAUUACAUUCCAAUAAUGUACUAAAUAGUGGGGCAAACGUUUUGGAUCACACGACUAGUUUGGAAAACAUUAUGGUUACCUCUGAAGAAUAUUUUACAAAGCCCAAAGCUAUGGAGAAGGCUAGAUCUGAGAUAAAUUUGUGUCCACCAUCUAGAACGAAAAAAACGUCUGGUCUAAAUGUGAACAAAAUUGAAACUACUGCUGGAAAGGAAGACAACCAAGGAAACAAGAUGAGGAUUAUAAAAAUGCCAAUGCCAAAGUCGACGAAAAUAACAAAAGAAACUCGCUCUAGUCCAAAUAUUUUAUCAGUAUUUAAGGGCAUAACUGAUCACUACAUCCCUGAUAUGGUUCUUCAGGGAACAGUUAAACCUAAGGUGGACUGGAUAUACAAGUUAAAAAAUGAUUUGGCCCUAACCAGUCAACAGACUCAGUUUGGCAAGUUUGUGGAGGAAGUUGUUGCAAUAUUAGCCAACAUUAACACAUGGGAAGUCCACCUUAUGUCCAGCCACACUUAUGUAAUAGACCCAAACGCAACAGGCAUCAGGGUGUACAUGUCUCAUCUUGUGUCUAACAUGUUAGAAUCCUUGUAUGUGAUGUGGAAACAAAAAGUUCCAGUCAAAUAUUGUCAACGACACAUGGAGAAUAAAAUGCGUGAAAUUUGCAUACAUUCAAAGACAUUGGCCCAGUUGUUGCUCAAAACUCCCAUUUGCAAUAUGGAAACAUUAAACUCGACGCUUCACAUAGACGUUAAUGAUGUGCCUUUAUUGAUGGCCAUUGCUUCUGUGCACACACCGGAAGUCACGCAAAAAUACGGACUUAGUUUUCAAUAAUUGCCCCUUAUUUAUAUUUUAUUAUGUGCUUUAUAUGAUUUUUUAAUUAUAACAGUAUGAUUUUGUUACAUAUAAAUUAUUAAACUUAAAAAUACUAAAUAAAUUAUUGAAUUUA
Aethina tumida (small hive beetle) is the source of this 2962-nucleotide messenger RNA. RefSeq names its product folliculin-interacting protein 2. The transcript has 9 exons. Lineage: Eukaryota; Metazoa; Arthropoda; Insecta; Coleoptera; Nitidulidae. Gene Ontology annotation, cellular component: cytoplasm. Bases 265 to 2847 code for a protein of 860 amino acids. The record is from RefSeq and is a predicted model, not a curated record. Gene Ontology annotation, molecular function: protein-folding chaperone binding; ATPase inhibitor activity.